Molecule: messenger RNA, 1200 nt
Organism: Periophthalmus magnuspinnatus
Lineage: Eukaryota; Metazoa; Chordata; Actinopteri; Gobiiformes; Gobiidae
Gene: tacr2
Product: tachykinin receptor 2
Exons: 7
Coding region: 1-1200 (399 amino acids)
Biological process (GO): G protein-coupled receptor signaling pathway; positive regulation of flagellated sperm motility
Cellular component (GO): plasma membrane; sperm midpiece
Molecular function (GO): substance K receptor activity
Source: RefSeq, a predicted model, not a curated record
AUGGACGCUGAGAGUCUUAAUCAACAUGUUCAACGAGAAGUCACAUCAGACCCCUUAUCGGAGACCACGGACUGGCUCGAUGACGGGAAUAAAUUCCACCAACCAGGCUGGCAGGUAGCUCUAUGGGCUAUCGCCUACUCCCUCAUCAUCCUGGUCUCUGUGACUGGGAACGUCACUGUCAUCUGGAUCAUUUUGGCACACAGACGCAUGAGGACAGUGACCAACUACUUCAUCGUCAACCUGGCCUUCUCUGAUGUUUCUAUGGCAACUUUCAACACACUUUUUAACUUUGUUUAUGCUCUUCACAAUGACUGGUACUUUGGCCUGGGCUAUUGCAGGUUUCAAAACUUCUUCCCAAUUACCGCCAUGUUUUCAUCCAUUUACUCUAUGACUGCCAUUGCAGUGGAUAGGUACAUGGCCAUCAUCCACCCGCUGAAGCCCCGCCUCUCCUCCACCUCCACUAAAGGUCUUAUUGCUCUCAUCUGGAUCAUUGCUGUACUGCUGGCAUUUCCUCAGUGCUACUACAGUGUGACCCACUUUUACUAUCCCCGGACAGUGUGCAUGGUGGACUGGCCUGACAGCUAUGGGGGAACACCCCAACUGAGUUACCAGUACACAGUGAUAGUGUUGAUCUACCUACUCCCCCUGUUGGUUAUGUUGGUGACCUACAGUCUGGUGGGCUGUACGCUGUGGGGGGCGCACAUCCCUGGAGAAGCCUCUGACCAUUAUCACAAUCAGAUAACAUCCAAGCGAAAGGUUGUGAAGAUGAUGAUUGUCGUAGUGACAACCUUUGCUUUUUGCUGGCUGCCCUAUCAUGUUUAUUUCAUACUUGGGACAUUCAACUCAGAAAUCUAUAAGAAGUGGUACAUCCAGCAGGUUUAUCUUGCCAUAUUCUGGUUGGCCAUGAGUUCAACCAUGUACAAUCCUAUCAUCUAUUGUUGUCUCAACCAGAGGUUUCGUGCUGGUUUUCGUCACGCUUUCGCUUGGUGUCCGUUUGUCAAAUUGUCAGAGGAAGAUAAGAUGGAGUUUCAGCACAUGCGCACAUUCAGAGUUACAAUGACACGCAGCCACCGGCAGGAGGUCUCCAUCAAAACCAGCAACACACUCAAUAUCAACAAGGAGCCUGCAGAGCCAGAGGGAUAUGCAGCAAUACAAAUAAAAAAGCUAUCUGAUACUACACUUACUGACCACACUCACUGA